AUCGAGGCAUUGAACAGCAGACUGUCCGCUCGUACCCUCUCUUUCUACACGCUGAAGGAUUGAGGCAUUGAACCGCAGACUGUCCGCUCGUACCCUCUCUUUCUACACGCUGAAGGAUUGAGGCAUUGAACAGCAGACUGUCCGCUCGUACCUCCGGCUACACGCUGAAGGAUGAACCGCAGACUGAGCGGCUCCGGCACGGUGACUGACGGUGACGGAGAGGAAUGGCGGCGCAGGGAGGCAUCUUGUUCCAGGAGAAGGUCAGCAGGUUGCUCAGCAGACACAACGGGAAACCAGUGCUGAAACCAAACAGGACUCUGGCUCUGAGAGAUGAGGUAGCGAACCGCAAACUCAAGAAAGGAGAGGCCACCUGUAUCACAGAGAUGUCGGUCAUGAUGGCCUGCUGGAAGCAGAACAACUUUGUGGACGGUCUGUGCUCUAAUGAGAUGAACUCCUUCUACUCCUGUGUUGAGAAGGCUCAGGCCGCGAUGAAGAGUAAAUCUGAACAGGCCGUCCUCAAGGGAGGGCGUCUGCACCCGAAACAAGCCAACACCCUGCUGAGGAGAUAUCCCAACCUGCGCACGGAGAUCUAAGAGACAGACUUAUCAACGCAGAACUUUUUUCAGGACCUGAAAUGUCCAGGAUGCCAUCAUGUGAAGGAGUUGUCAGCUACUGUAUGAUUCAACAAUAGGAUUCCAUAUGCAUGUAUUCAAUAAAUAAAGGAAGGAGCAGAAAAAAAACCACGCUGCACCACUCCUUUCACAGUCUUUGUAUUCACAACACACUGUGUUUUAUGGUCUUUUAUAAAAAAAUGAAUUUGUCCUCGUGUCCUCAAUUGGCUCUGAAGAGCACGAUGCCAUUUCAUCUCAAUCCAAUUUAGCAGAGUGGUCUCAUUAGUGAACGUGAUGGAAUCGUUCUUCUCGGGUUUCAUGGCUCCUGGCUGGGAGUUUACCGUAAUCUCUAAACGCUUAAACGCCUCGUCAUUCAUGUGGAAACAGAGAUUGUUGCCUUGGCAGAUGUUGAAAUAAAAUCAGCAGCCUAUCAGACCGAUAGAUUACCGGUCAGCAGUC
Molecule: messenger RNA, 1070 nt
Organism: Anoplopoma fimbria (sablefish)
Lineage: Eukaryota; Metazoa; Chordata; Actinopteri; Perciformes; Anoplopomatidae
Gene: chchd1
Product: coiled-coil-helix-coiled-coil-helix domain containing 1
Exons: 3
Coding region: 225-593 (122 amino acids)
Biological process (GO): mitochondrial translation
Cellular component (GO): nucleoplasm; mitochondrion; mitochondrial ribosome
Molecular function (GO): RNA binding
Source: RefSeq, a predicted model, not a curated record